ACCGAGGCCAAAACAGAAAGCGACCGCCCUUUUUUGAGAGACGGGGGAAGAACAGCAGAGGGAGAGCUGGGGGAGCGUCAGACUGAAAAACAACUGCAAAAAGCAGCGGAACCUUGCUUGAGGGGAGGGGCUGAAUCAUGUCCGAUGAGGAUGUCAUUGAUUGUGGGAGUGAGUUUCCGGCCCACUACAAGGUCAUGCUGGACAAACUGAACGAGCAGAGACAACUGGACCAGUUUACGGACAUCACGCUCAUCGUGGACGGUCACCAGUUCAGGGCCCAUAAAGCCGUCCUUGCAGCCUGCAGUCAGUUCUUUCACAAGUUCUUCCAGGAUUUCAAGAUGGAGCCCCUAGUGGAGAUUGAAGGGGUGAGUAACUUGGCGUUUCGGCACCUGAUGGAGUUCACCUACACGGCCAGGCUGGCGGUGAACGGGCAGGAGGAGGUUAGCGACGUGUGGAAGGCCGCAGAGUACCUGCAGAUGCAGGAGGCCAUCAAGGCCCUCAACAACAGCAGCAAGUCCCCGGUGUACAGCGGCCCGGCCAAGGGCAAGGCCAAGAAGAGGAAGAUCGCCGAGACGUCCAACGUGAUCACGGAGACCCUGCCCUCGGCCGACACGGAGCCCGUGGAGAUCGAGGUGGAGAUCGACGAGGGCCCCAUGGAGGUGGAGGAGAGCGGGCUGGAGGAGGUGGUGGAGGCCGCCCGCAACGCCCACGUGGGCGGGGACUCCUCGGACGACUCGGCCCUGGCCCUGCUGGCCGACAUCACCAGCAAGUACCAGCAGGGGGAGCCGGCGCUGCGGGCGGCGAAGAGGGGGGCGGCGGCGCCCGAGGCGGUGGCGGGGGUCGGCGGCGGCGGCGCCACGGUGCUGCUGCCGGAGCCCAAGGCCCUGGAGAGCAUCGAGGUGGUGGAGGUGCAGAUCUCGCAGCUGGACAACAUGUUCCGCUGCGACAAGUGCGAGCGCUCCUUCAAGCUCUUCUACCACCUGAAGCAGCACCUGCGCUCGCACGCGGCCGGCGCCGCCGACCGGCCCUACGUCUGCCGCCACUGCGACAAGGCGUACGCGCGCGAGGGCGCGCUCAAGCACCACCUGAGCAGCUACCACUACGACGCCGAGGAGCAGGCGCGCCGCCAGCGGCCGCAGAAGAGGCUGCACGUCUGCGAGUACUGCGACAAGCAGUUCGACCACUUCGGCCACUUCAAGGAGCACCUGCGCAAGCACACGGGCGAGAAGCCGUUCGAGUGCCCGGACUGCCACGAGCGCUUCGCCAGGAACAGCACGCUCAAGUGCCACAUGGCCGCCUGCCAGAACGGCUGCGGGGCCAAGAAGGGCCGCAAGAAGCUCUACGAGUGUCAGGUGUGCAGCAGCGUGUUUAACAGCUGGGACCAGUUUAAGGACCACCUGGUGAUCCACACGGGGGAGAAGCCCAACCACUGCACGCUGUGCGACGUCUGGUUCACGCAGCCGCGCGACCUCCGCGCGCACCUGAGGGACCUGCACGGCGUCCAGGACAAGGCCCUGCUGGCCGCCGAGCCCGCCGCCGACCACGCCCCCGGCCCCGCCCCCGACGAGGAGGAGGAGGAGGAGGAGGAGGAGGUGGUGGAGGAGGAGCUGCUCCAGGACGGCAUCCGGGUGGAGCACGUCACCGUGGAGCCCGUCCCGCUGGAGGGGGAGGCGGUGGACGUGGUCGGGGUGGUGGAGGGGGAGACGGCGGUGGUGGUACAGGUGGGAGGGGAGGUGGAGGUGGGGCGCCCUGAGGGUAAGGAGGAGGAGGAGGCGGAGGGGCUGGACUUCUCCCAGGGGGCGGGGACUGAAGGAGGGGCGCGACUGGAGAUCAGGGUGGAGCAGGUGACGGGCGGGGACGCCGUCGCCGAGGUGCCGGACUCCGAGGUUCACCUGGAGCAGGAGCAGGUGGAGGUCCAGGUGGAGGAGGGCGUGGUGCAGGGGGUGGAGGUAUGAGGGUUCCUCCCCUCCUGUCCCGGGACACUGUCGUGCAGACAAGAGGUUUUCCGCAACGCACAUUUCAGAAUUUUUAUUUAUGGAGAAGAAAAAUAAAACUGCGUGUCCAUCUCCCUGUUGCUCCGCCCCCCCCCCACGCAGUUGCAGAUUUUAAACAGCUUUACUGACCAAAUACACCCAUCAACGCUCCCCUGUUUAUCUUUUUAAAGGCUAACAGUACUUUUCAGCAAAAAAUUGCGGUGCAUGGGCUGAUUUUGCUGCCAACGUUUUGUGAAGGGGGGGGCGGGGGCUUGUUACUGUGCCGGAUUUUCUGGACGGGACGGGAUCUCCAGUCUUCAUUUCGCUGGGAGCUCGAACCUUUGUCCUCAGAAGCCCCUCAGCAAGGCUUGGGUGUGAAAUCACUGCAGCUCGGAGUCUGGAUACCAUACGCAGAAGUGCAAAGCCGCUAAGACCCUCAGCUUUUGAAAUAAAAAAAACCAUGUUUCUGUUUUGUUUUUUUUUUCUUUCAUUUUUGUAGAAAUCUUUAGUUUUAAAAAAGUGUAGAAGCAUUGUUUAUUGUAUAGUUUUAUUUAAUUUUUUUUUUUUUUGUUUCGGUACGCUUUUUCUGAACCUGCUAGCUUGCCAUCCUGUUGGAUGUCCGAUUGAGAGACUUGCAAAUAAAAUUCAAAUGCAAAAGAACGCGAAUGGACACACACCCCCUUCCCGAUUCACCGACGCUCUCUGUUGGUCGCCGCCUGACAUUGUCCGUUCCAUUGUCACAACAAAUACUUCGCAAUCAUCAGAGCAGAAACAAGAGCACUUCCUAAUAUUUAAAUACUUCCUUCCCUUGUUGUUUUUAUUUUCCACAGAGGUCGUGGUGCAUCAUUGAAUUGUUACAUGAAUUCUUCAGUUUUGUACAGAACAAUAAAAAUUUCGAAAUCAGUAUAGA
This is a messenger RNA of Anguilla anguilla (European eel), 2883 nucleotides long. It is a transcript of the gene zbtb35, whose product is annotated as zinc finger protein 131. Gene Ontology annotation, molecular function: RNA polymerase II cis-regulatory region sequence-specific DNA binding; protein binding; DNA-binding transcription factor activity, RNA polymerase II-specific. Gene Ontology annotation, biological process: regulation of transcription by RNA polymerase II. NCBI's taxonomy places the organism in Eukaryota, Metazoa, Chordata, Actinopteri, Anguilliformes, Anguillidae. The coding region runs from base 138 to 1955 and encodes 605 amino acids. The record is from RefSeq and is a predicted model, not a curated record. Gene Ontology annotation, cellular component: nucleus. The transcript is spliced from 7 exons.